UGAGAAUUGUAGGAAAAGAUAAAAGAACACAAGGACAAUGAAACUUUUAAUAACAAUUGUUUUUUUUAUUCUUCUGUGCUGCCAGAUUGGUCAUGCUUUGCAGUGUUACACAUGUGCUCUUGGCAACUGUGUAACUUUAACAUGUCCACCCGGGCAGGUCUGUGGUAAAGUGGUUUCCAAUGAUGGAACUGUUAAGGCUUGCCUACCACAAGAUACCUGUGGUGUUUCAGAACAAGGAAUAACAACUUAUUGUUGCUCCACCGACCUCUGUAACUCGGCUGUAUCUGCCAAGAUGUCCAUUGUCACUGUUAUUGCCACCCUUGUGACCCUGUGGGUAACUAAGCAGUGAUGCACACUGUGAAUAUCUCAACCAAAGGAACAUCUGAGUUUGGAGAAAGAAAAUGAAUGAAUCUCUUUACCCAUAUCAUUUGUAAAACCUCUCCUUCCCUGUACAGUCUCUUGUGGCAUCUCAUGCUUCCAAUCUGGAUAACUCUUCUCUCUCCAAAUGUUACAAUUAAAAUUGGAAUCAA
This is a messenger RNA of Pelobates fuscus (common spadefoot toad), 530 nucleotides long. RefSeq names its product long neurotoxin homolog TA-bm16-like. The record is from RefSeq and is a predicted model, not a curated record. Lineage: Eukaryota; Metazoa; Chordata; Amphibia; Anura; Pelobatidae. The transcript has 3 exons. The coding region runs from base 38 to 349 and encodes 103 amino acids.